Molecule: messenger RNA, 2929 nt
Organism: Gallus gallus (chicken)
Lineage: Eukaryota; Metazoa; Chordata; Aves; Galliformes; Phasianidae
Gene: ANKRD34C
Product: ankyrin repeat domain 34C
Molecular function (GO): protein binding
Source: RefSeq, a predicted model, not a curated record
GCCCUCCUCCCCGCGCAGCCCCGGUGCGCACAGCGGGGCCGGUACCGGGCACCGCACUCCGCUAACGGCUACCGGCACGGCACAGCAGGUAACGAGGACGGACCCCGGCUCCGGGGAGGGACCCCCGCCCCGCUGUCGCCGCACCGAGCCCGGAGCAGCGGGAAGGGACGCGGCACCGGCGAGAGGAGAUGGAGCUGCCGUGAGCCCUGCAUGCCAUGGAUGAGGUGACAGAGCUGCAGACCGGGGGGAACUCCCUCCUGAAGGCAGUGUGGCUGGGCCGGCUGCGGCUGACCCGGCUGCUGCUGGAAGGGGGGGCCUACAUCAAUGAGAGCAACGAGAAGGGGGAGACGGCGCUGAUGGUGGCCUGCAUCACCACGCACGUGGACCAGCAGAGCAUCAGCAAGGCCAAGAUGGUGAAGUACCUGCUGGACAACAGGGCUGACCCCAACAUCCAGGACAAGUCUGGGAAGACGGCCCUGAUGCACGCCUGCAUCCGCGGCGCGGGCGGCGAGGUGGUGACCCUGCUGCUGGACAAUGGGGCCGACCCCAGCCUGGAGGACCACUCUGGGGCCUCUGCACUGGUGCACGCCAUCAACGCCGACGACAAGGACGUUCUGCAGCACCUCCUGAAUGCCUGCAGAGCCAAGGGGAAGGAAGUGAUCAUCAUCACCAUGGACAAGUCGGCCACUGGCACCAAGGCCACCAAGCAGUACCUGAACAUGCCUCCCCUGCUGGACUUCAAGGAGAAGACCCCCUCUGAGGCGAGCACCCCCCCGUGUCCCCAGCCCGCCGAGCAGGAGGUGCCCCCCCAGGGAUGGUCCCCCCCCCAAGGCCACCCCGAGCCACCGUCCCCAGGCUGGAGGGGCAGCACCACCACCAAGAGAGCGCGGCUCCCACAGCUGAAGCGGCUGCAAUCGGAGCCAUGGGGGCUGGUUGCGCCCUCAGUGCUGGCAGCACACCACGAGGAGCAGCGGGUGCGCACGGACGACGAGCUGGUCAGCAGCAUCGGGGAGCUCGCGCUGUGCAGGAAGGCUCCCCCCGCCCGCAGCAAGGACGCGUCCCUCUUCCCGCUGGUGGACGAGCAGGCGCUGCGCACACCGCCAGCCCCCGGCUCCGGCUGCAGGAAGGGGUUCGAGAAGGGCCCCCAGCGCCUGCCCCGCAGGAGCACAGUGCCAGAGCCGCCGGACAGCAGCGAGGUGAUGGAGGCCCUGCACUGGCGGCGGAUGAGCGCCGACUGCGAUGCCGGCAUGGCCGAGGCGGGGAAGGUGGCUGCGGAGAGGAGGAAGCUGAGCGGCUCUCACCUGGCUCUGCUGGGUGGUUCACGGGAGGCUCUGGACAGUGCCCCCAGCACUUCGCCCGCCGCCGCCCGCCGCCCGCCCAACCUGCUGGAACGGCGCGGCUCCGGCACGCUGCUGCUGGACCACAUCGCUCACACCCGGCCCGGCUACCUGCCCCCCCUCAACCUCAACCCCAGCCCCCCCAUCCUCGACAUCGGCGCCGGCAGCAAGGCCCCCUCCCCUCUGGCUGUGGGCUUCAGGGCCCUGGUGCCCGUCGCGCCCAGCUCCCCCAAGCGGGGUGACCUGAGAACCAAAAAGAAGCUCCUCCGGAGGCACUCCAUGCAGCUGGAGCAGAUGAGGCAGCUCUCUGAUUUUGAGGAAAUCGUGGCGCAGUAGCCGCUUUCCCAGGAAGUUCAGCAAACUGCUUUCUGUAGGAACAUACGGGGUGGUUCAGAGUGGGGCGGUGCUGCCCUGGGAAGUGCUGGCAGCCCCGGGCGCACGGCCCCAUGCAUGGCAGCGGAGCAGGGGGUGCUGUGCCCAUUUCCCAGGGCUGGGGGGACAACAGGCGGCAGGCAGCACAGAACUGGGCGCCUGGAGCCCUGCCACGCCAGCUGCCUUUGGACUUUCCCCCUGCAAGCACUUAUCUGAGAAACCCAAUCCCAGCACGUUUAGGUAGAGCCGGGCAUCACGCAAAGGCUCCUGGCUGCAGUGUGUUUGUUCCUGGUUAUUUACGAUCCAUUUUUCAUCCCUCCCACUCAUCCUAAUGCAGAAAGCGGUCUGGGAGCCCCACGCUGAGGAGCUGGGGGCUGACGUGUGUGUGAAGUGCCUACCGGGACGGAGCUCAACGCUGCGAGAGCUUGGAGAGCAGAAAUAACCCUCCUUAGCAAUUGAAUGUAUUUAUACCCUCACUGUGCUGCAGAAGCCAGACGACGCUCCGAGGUUCUGCGGUUCCGUUUCCAAGCGCUUUGCAGCCCAGAGCCGGAUCCACUGCUGGUGCAGCAGGGGAGCCGUGCACAGAGGGGCGGGUUUGGCACACCGUGCCCGUGGGGAACGCGGCUGCCCGGCCCCACUGCGCCGCGGGUACCGAUGACGGAUGCGCUGCGGCUCCGUCCGCACGGGAGCGCUCUCUGGAAAUGCGUUUUCAAUUUAAAUGUGUUGUUGAGUAAAGGUGGGCUUCUAUUUUUACAGCCUUAAAGUUUGUGCUUCCUGUUGCUCAGAUGUCUCACAGACGGAAUGUCAGGCACGCUUUAUCUCUAACCAUGAAGUUCGUCUUCUAUUUUCGGCUGAGGAAUCCCAAAUCCCAGGGUUUUCAUUCAUGCAUAUCCCGAUAUCUUUACUAACGCCUUCCGCCGGCGCUCUCUGACAGCGGUGGUGCAAACGCAGCUCAGCCCCUCCCGGCGCGGGGGCUGUGAGCGCGCAUCUCACUGCGGGAACGCGCAUCUCACUGCGGGAACGCGGGGCAGCGCCGCCCCGCAGCCAUUGCCGCUCGCGUGCGCGGUGCGGGGGUGACGCCGUGUGACGGACGGCGGUUUUACAGCCCCGCGCUGCCCGCAGUCGCCCGGCCCCGGCCCCCCUCCGUCCCCCGGCCCCGCACGGAGCCGCCCCCGCCCGGAAGCGCCGCGGUGCCGCCACGUCAGGGAGGGACGGCCCCG